GUUUCGUGAGCACAUCCACUCAACCAAAGCAUGUGCAAGGCGGACAUCUCCUUCCUCCUCAACCCCUCCGCCACGGCGGACCAUGCCGGCGACAGCGUCGAGGUGGCUGUUGCGCCUUCGUCUCCGUCCAUGUCGCUCUUCCACUGCCUGUCCUCAGUGAUGCAGAGCCCCGAACCAGCCUCGCCGUCGACGUCGCACCAGCGCCGCCUGAUCGCGUCAUGCAUCGCUCCGCGUGAAAAGAAAUUCAAGAGCAUGCGUUCGUACGGGGAUGACAAGGCAAACCUCCCCAUGCUUUCGUUGGCUGCUCUGUGCGUGUCCAAUGAGCCAUUCGACCCGACGCUUGAGCUGUCGGCAGUCACCGAGGCUGCAUCCCGUCCUCGCAAGAGCCACACUCCCCCCUGCCAGAUCGAGGGCUGCAAGAACCUCUCCGUCUCCCGAGGCCUCUGCGUCCGUCAUGGCGGCGGCUCCAAGUGCACCGAGCCUGGCUGCAACAAGCGCGCCAAGCUCUAUCAGCGCUGCUUCCAGCACGGAGGCUACAAGAUGUGCACCGAGCCCGGCUGCACCAAGAAGGCCAAGCGCUACGGCCACUGCUGGUCGCACGGCGGCGGUCACAUCUGUGAGGCUCCCGAGUGCACGAAGGUGUCGACCCAGGGCGGAUUCUGCUGGGCCCACGGCGGCGGCAACCGUUGCAAGCACGAGGGCUGCAAUCGUCGCUCGUACCAGAAGUACGACUACUUCUGCCUGCGCCAUGCGCCUCGCAUUUUGGUUUCGACAACUACGGGAGCUGCUGUGGGAGCUAGCUUGUAG
Messenger RNA from Phytophthora sojae, 807 nucleotides. RefSeq lists its product as hypothetical. NCBI's taxonomy places the organism in Eukaryota, Oomycota, Peronosporomycetes, Peronosporales, Peronosporaceae. The record is from RefSeq and is a predicted model, not a curated record. The coding region runs from base 31 to 807 and encodes 258 amino acids. The transcript has a single exon.